Nelumbo nucifera (sacred lotus) is the source of this 1105-nucleotide messenger RNA. It is a transcript of the gene ABCI11, whose product is annotated as non-intrinsic ABC protein 14. Gene Ontology annotation, molecular function: ATP hydrolysis activity; ATPase-coupled transmembrane transporter activity; ATP binding. Gene Ontology annotation, cellular component: membrane; chloroplast envelope. Lineage: Eukaryota; Viridiplantae; Streptophyta; Magnoliopsida; Proteales; Nelumbonaceae. The record is from RefSeq and is a predicted model, not a curated record. Gene Ontology annotation, biological process: transmembrane transport.
CUUUAAAGUAGAGUUUUGGUUUGGAUUAGAUAACGAUCAUUAAAAGAGAGAGAGAGAGAGAUGGUGGUGGUGGUGGCCGGUCCUCUCUUCGUCUCGUCAUCGCCAUUGAUUUCGAGACGACUGGAACUUGCCUUUCCGACCUCGGUUACAUCGUUCAGGAAUUCCCGCGGGUUGAGAGUUUCAUGCGAUUACUCCUGCAUCGAAGUUAAAGGCGUUAGUUAUCGACCCUCUGGGACCCAGCACAACCUUUUGAAUGAAGUUAACUUUUCCCUUCCUGAGAAAAGCUUUGGUUUGAUCUUCGGGCGGAGUGGAAGUGGAAAAACUACUCUCUUGCAGCUUCUUGCUGGAUUGAACAAACCAACGUCAGGGUCUAUUUAUAUUCAAAGAUAUGGAAAUGAUGGCCAACCAACUCAAUCCCCUGAAUUAUUAUCUCCAGAAAGAGUUGGUAUUGUUUUCCAGUUCCCUGAGAGGUAUUUCUUGGCAGACACUGUACUUGAAGAGGUUACAUUUGGAUGGCCAAGGCAGAGAGGAGGCCUUCCAUUGAAAGAAAAACUUGCCCUGCGACUCCAAACAGCUAUCAAUUCGGUUGGACUGAACGACAUAUCCUUAGAUGAAGAUCCUCUCAAUCUAAGUGGUGGUUACAAGCGUCGGCUUGCUCUUGCAAUUCAAUUAGUACAAAUCCCAGACCUAUUGAUAUUAGAUGAGCCUCUUGCUGGUCUUGAUUGGAAAGCUCGUGCAGAUGUUGUGAAGUUAUUAAAGCAUUUAAAAAAGGAGCUAACUCUGCUCGUUGUCAGUCAUGACCUCAAAGAGUUGUCACAUUUAGUGGAUCGGUCGUGGAAGAUGGAAAUGGGUGGAUUUUUAAAAGAAGAACCGCUACCAGUUUCGUUGCUGUAGUCUGGUAUUGCAUGCAUGUUCAACGUUAUGAUAUCAUUAAUGGGCUUUGCUGAAAAAAAAAAAAGAUUUCUAUUUGUGGUGCUGUGUCCUAACUAUUUCAUAGAUUCAAGUUUGACAUCACAAAGUGCUAAUAGAAAGGAAUAGCAAUUGUACAGCUAUAACCAAUCCAAAUUCUCCAUAACCAUUUGUCAACAGCCUUCUUAUGGUUCUA